UCUCAGAAAGGGAAGCUGCUGCCCAGCCCCGUGGACUUCACCAUUACUCCUGAAACUCUGCAAAAUGUCAAAGAGGGUGUGCUGAGGGCUAUGCCAGGGACGCCACGGAGAUCCAGAACAUCCAGAUCGCCGACGGCGACGUCUGCAGGGGCCUCCCCAUCCCCAUCCACAUGGUGUUCCCCAGGCUCUUCACCUGCCCCACCCUGGAGACCACCAACUUCAAAGUGGAGUUUGAAGUGAACAUCGUGGUGCUCCUGCAGGACGACCACCUGAUCACAGAGAACUUCCCCCUGAAGCUCUGCAGGAUGUGAGCAGCCCCAGGAGCGGCAGGAAGGAUUUCCUGGGAAUUCCUCUGAGGGAAAGUGGAACUUUAUCCAUGCCUGACAUCAGCUGGAGCCACCUCACUCCUUUCCUUUGCUCCCUCUCCCUGUUAACCUGGCCAAGACUUUGCCUCUCUGCAUUUCCCAAUCCUGCUGCCUUCAACAAUCAUGUUUUCCCCAAAUUUUUUUUUCAGGAAAAUCCUGAAGGAAUCAUUCUGUAGCUUUCUACAGCUUGUAGAAUUAUGGAGCAAGUUCCUCUCUUGGCUUAAUUUUGUAAUAUUUGUUCUAAAGUCCUUUGAAGCCCCCUUAAAACUCACAAAUCCCAUUCCAGCCAUGCUGGGAGGGUGUGGGAGUUGUGGCAGAAGGAGCAGUGAGGUUUCUGAAGGGCCAAAAAGCGGUGCCACAGCCCUGGGAGGUGGUGCUGUGGGAUCUGGUGGAUGGCACAUGAGUGAUUGCAAAUCACACCAAGGAAAUUUUGGUGUUGGAAGAAUUAAUUGAUGUGUUUGUGACUGUACAGCUUAAAGGAAAAUUAAUUCAGCAAGAAAUAACCUUCCCAACACAAACAGGUUUGGAUGUUGUUUUCAUGGAACAGCCACAACUUGUGGAUUUUCCAUUAAUUUUCCAUGGGGGGCAGAGGCAGGCUCAGUCUAUAAUAUGGAAAUUAGAAGUGUAAAGAUCAGCAUCUAAAAAUGCAGAAUUGAGAAAACUAAGAAAAAUAAUUUCCUUUGGUUUGUCCAGCAGGAGAAUGUAAUUCCAGUUUGGGCCCUGAUGUUUCAGGGA
Messenger RNA from Zonotrichia albicollis (white-throated sparrow), 1100 nucleotides. The record is from RefSeq and is a predicted model, not a curated record. NCBI's taxonomy places the organism in Eukaryota, Metazoa, Chordata, Aves, Passeriformes, Passerellidae.